Molecule: messenger RNA, 3870 nt
Organism: Penicillium brasilianum
Lineage: Eukaryota; Fungi; Ascomycota; Eurotiomycetes; Eurotiales; Aspergillaceae
Source: the annotation of a GenBank genome assembly
AUCAGGGAUACAUUUCCAGGGCCCGCAGGGCUCCUGAGAACGACUAGUUCCUGACUAGCGUUUGGCAAGUACCACGGUCUCUUGAAAAAUAACAGAGCAGCCAGGCUUUACCAGGCCUUACCAGACAAUACACCAAUACACUGGAACUACCGCCAGACGCACAGGGCCAGCACACGGGCGGGCGUACCCAGCAAGUACUCGAUUUGCCUCCUUCCCACAGAAAACCUGCCGUCGCGCUUCUCAACUUCCUACUUUUACAUCCUCAUCCCUUUUUACACCUAAACACAUCCCUCUCUUUUCUUGUGUGCUCAUAGAGUUCUUAGAAUCGGGAGUUUUUGCAUUUUCGUUCUUCUCUCCCAAAUACCCGUUGUUUUGCCACUUGACUUUUUUCUUCUAUCAAGCGGAAGGAAAAAAAAUCGAGGGACCCUGACAACUUACCUUCUUACGUCUCUCUCUUGUCCUUGAAGGUCCUUUCUCACACGCUCUCUUUAAACACGUCAAAAUCGCAAUCAUGGCCGACGGACUGCAGAUGGGCAACUUGUCCCUCCAGGACUCCCAGCAUGCCCCCCAGGGUGGCCCCCCUGGCCGUGCUGCCUAUAUCCCUCCUCACCUCCGCGGACGCCCGGGUGCUAGCAUGGACAGUGCUCCCCCUCCUGGCCCCGCUGGCCCUGGUGCUGGCCCCGGUGCUGGCUUCUCAGGCUCUCGGGAUGCUCGUGGCGGUAACUGGGCUAACGCCAACGCCCCCAACUUCAGCCCUCGUGGCCCUGCCAACGGUCAUGCAGGCUCUUACAGCGGCGGUGGUGGUAACUUCAGCGGCGGCGGCGCUUCUGCUCGUGGCUCUGGCGAUGGCCAGUGGCGCGACGGCAAGCACAUCCCCGGCCCUGCUAACCCCCGCCUCGAGCGCGAGCUCUUCGGUCUCGGUCAGGAUGACCCAUCUAAGCAGCACACCGGCAUUAACUUCGCCAACUAUGACGACAUUCCCGUUGAGGCAUCCGGCGAGGGUGUUCCCGAGCCCGUCAACACCUUCACUAACCCCCCUCUUGACGACCACCUUAUCUCCAACAUCAAGCUUGCUAGCUACGUUGUUCCUACUCCCGUUCAGAAGUACUCCAUCCCCAUUGUCAUGGGUGGCCGCGACUUGAUGGCCUGCGCUCAGACCGGUUCCGGAAAGACCGGUGGUUUCCUCUUCCCUAUCCUCUCUCAGGCUUUCCAGACUGGCCCCUCUGCCGCCCCUCAGCAGGCCGGCGGUGGUCAGUUCUAUGGCCGCCAGCGCAAGGCUUACCCCACCUCGCUCAUUCUCGCCCCCACUCGUGAGCUGGUCUCCCAGAUCUUCGAUGAGGCCCGCAAGUUCGCCUACCGCUCCUGGGUCCGCCCUUGUGUCGUGUACGGUGGUGCCGACAUCGGCUCCCAGCUGCGCCAGAUCGAGCGUGGCUGCGAUUUGCUCGUUGCUACUCCCGGUCGUCUCGUCGAUCUGAUUGAGCGUGGCCGCAUCUCCCUCAUUAACAUCAAGUACCUGGUUCUUGACGAGGCUGACCGCAUGCUGGACAUGGGUUUCGAGCCCCAAAUUCGCCGCAUCGUCGAGGGUGAGGAUAUGCCCCGUGUUGAGGACCGCCAGACCCUCAUGUUCUCGGCCACUUUCCCCCGUGACAUUCAGAUGCUGGCCCGCGACUUCCUGAAGGACUACGUCUUCCUGUCCGUCGGUCGUGUUGGUUCCACUUCCGAGAACAUUACCCAGAAGAUUGAGUACGUCGAGGACGCUGACAAGCGCUCCGUCCUCCUGGACAUUCUCCACACCCACGGCACAACUGGCCUGACCCUCAUCUUCGUCGAGACCAAGCGUAUGGCCGAUUCGCUCUCCGACUUCCUGAUCAACCAGCGCUUCCCUGCCACUGCUAUUCACGGUGACCGUACCCAGCGUGAGCGUGAGCGCGCCCUGGAGAUGUUCCGCAACGGUCGUUGCCCCAUCCUGGUCGCUACCGCCGUUGCUGCCCGUGGUCUCGAUAUCCCUAACGUCACCCACGUCAUCAACUACGAUCUGCCCACCGACAUUGACGACUAUGUCCACCGUAUCGGUCGUACCGGUCGUGCCGGUAACACCGGUAUUGCCACUGCUUUCUUCAACCGUGGUAACCGUGGUGUCGUCCGUGACAUGAUCGAUCUCCUCAAGGAGGCUCACCAGGAGGUUCCUUCCUUCCUGGAGAGCAUUGCUCGUGAGGGUAGCGGCUACGGUGGCCGUGGUGGUCGUGGCGGCCGUGGUCGUGGCAGCUCUAACGCUACCCGUGAUGUUCGUCGCUUCGGCGGUGGUGGCGUGGGUGGUGGCCAGUCCUCCUUCGGCGGCAGCGGCUAUGGCGGUGCUCCCUCCUAUGGCGGCUCCGGCAGCUACGGUGGUGCUGCUCCCUCCUACGGUGGCUCUGGCGGCGGUGCUGGCUAUGGUGGCGGCUAUGGCGGCGGCGGCGGUGGUGGUAGCUACGGCAACCCCGGCGGCGCUACUGGCCCCUCUUCCUGGUGGUAAAUCAGUCGUGGUCUGGUGACGAGGCCGUCGGGUCUGAUUGGCUCCCCAUCUCUUAUUUCUUAUGUCUUUCGUUGACGGAUACGAUCAGAACACACCCUGAGUUCCUUUUUCGGCCUCGCUGUUUCUCAGGGACGGCUUUGUCAUGACUGCCACGACCUUUUUUAUGCAUGUUUUAGAUUCAUGUUUCUUUUUGCUCGCGUCUCGCUCUGAUGCUCCUUUAUCUUUUCUACUUAUCUCCUUUUUUCCUGUAUGUGCUUCAUGUUGCUUUUUCUAUUUGUCUGUCACGCACGUUUCCAAUGGCUCUCCAUCUGGCCUUGUUAGACACGGGGCGUUCGAGCAGUUCUGAUUUCCUUUUUGUUGCUCCGGGCUAUCUCUUACGACACUUGCCUUCUUCGAGCAACUCGGUGAUCGGCACUGCAUGAACAUCAUAGAAUGCGUUGUCUUUUCUGUCCGUCUCUCAUCAGAUACCCCCUUUUUUGUUCGAGCGUUCCCACAGUUCGGGAACCACGCUCGAAUGACGCGCGCGCCGAGCGGAGAGUACUACUCUCCAUGAAAAGUGCUUCUUUAUAUCUGCAUUCAUCUCUCUCGGUGUUGUUAUGGCUGCAUCGGUCGAGUUUUGCAGCAUAGACUCCUAACAGCGUCGGUAUCUUAUGGCGGACCGUUGUCUUGUGUUCCUGCCCACGUGUGUUUUCCGCGGUCGAUUCUGUUUCGAACUCCCUUCAAAAUCCGCGCUUUCGCUCUCCCUCUCUCUCCCGGCUAUCUCAGGACGAAUCAAACGAAAAGUAUUCUCUUUUUUCAAACUGCGCGCGUGCAUCGAUCGGAGGUGCAGCGUCCUUGUUUUUUUCUUCCUUCGGAAUGAUCUCACUGGGAUCUCUUAAUGUUGCUGGACCGUCGCAGAUGUCUUUGUGCAAAGGGUGGAUGGGUUAUUUUCGACAUGGCUUGUUUUCUUUGCAUUUCGUAUGGCGUUGGCUUGACUGGCUUCUCGAAGUAUGUCCUCUGGGUCCGUGGAGGCUGAUUGUUUCUCUUCAUUUUUAUGCAUAUCAUUUUUUACGGAUCCGCGGAGGAUUGGGACGCUGUCGCCGGCGCUGGACGAAUAAUUUGCUCCCAGGCAUCAUGGGUCUCUCGCAUGGUUCGAGUUUGGGAGGAGGCAGAGGGGCCUGGAAAAACAAAUUCUCGAGGCCGCGAGAAGGAAAGCCUUCUUACCUAGUUUCAAUGCUAUUUAUAAAAUGUUUUGAGUCCAUCAGGUAUUUGGAGUACGAAGUAGAUGAUCUGUUGACGUCGAUGGUGCUUUGGAGCUAAGCCCGAAAUGACAUGCUAGUCAAGUACCUAUUAUCUAACAUACAUUGCUUGAUUGCGCG